AUGGUCGCCAUCAAGAACAUCAUUCUCCUUGCCACCAGCGCCACCGCAGCUGUCCUCCGCCGGGACACCGCCACAAUCGAUGCCGACCUCCCGACCAUGAACUCCGAAACGACCUUUUGGACCCAGAAAGUCAACCCCUACAACGGCGGAAGCUUCAUCGCUGCUUUUUCCGUGCAAAAAGUGGAGAGCCAGAUUGACAACGACAUCAAGAGCGCCAUCGACGAUGCCAACAAUAGCAACGGCGUAAGCGACAACGACGCUCAAUCCAUUAUCGACCAUCCCUUUGUUUGUAUUCGCCCCUAUGUCUAG
This is a messenger RNA of Lecanosticta acicola, 309 nucleotides long. NCBI's taxonomy places the organism in Eukaryota, Fungi, Ascomycota, Dothideomycetes, Mycosphaerellales, Mycosphaerellaceae. The record is from the annotation of a GenBank genome assembly.